Molecule: messenger RNA, 2859 nt
Organism: Antechinus flavipes (yellow-footed antechinus)
Lineage: Eukaryota; Metazoa; Chordata; Mammalia; Dasyuromorphia; Dasyuridae
Gene: TOR1B
Product: torsin family 1 member B
Exons: 5
Coding region: 1-1140 (379 amino acids)
Biological process (GO): protein localization to nucleus; nuclear membrane organization
Cellular component (GO): endoplasmic reticulum; endoplasmic reticulum lumen; nuclear envelope
Molecular function (GO): ATP hydrolysis activity; kinesin binding; ATP binding
Source: RefSeq, a predicted model, not a curated record
AUGGCGUCACAGGAGGAGGGUCUCACGCGCCUUUUGGGACUAGCGGAAGUGACGCGGAGAGCAGAAGCCCGGCUCAUGGAGCCCGGGCUGCAGGGCGUGCUGAGCGAGGUCGCGAUGGGACGGCUCCGGCGGCCGAUUCUCCCACCGUUGCCACCGCUGCUUCUGUUGCUGCUGUUGUUCAUGGCUCCGGCGGCCGAGCCGUUCGAGCCCAUCAGCGUGGGCAUCGCCAUCGGCGCCGCCUCGGCCCUCACUGGCUACCUCUCCUACCCAGACUUCUACUGUCGCUUCGUAGAGUGCUGCCGCGAGGAGCAGCCGCUCAACGCCUCGGCACUAAAGUUAGAUUUAGAAGAGAAACUGUUUGGACAGCACCUGGCUAGAGAGGUGAUUCUCAAAGCAUUGACUGGCUUCAGGAACAACAAGAAUCCAAAGAAACCUCUAACUCUCUCUUUACAUGGAUGGGCUGGCACAGGCAAGAACUUUGUCAGUCAGAUUGUGGCUGAAAGCCUUCACCCCAAAGGACUCAAGAGUAACUUUGUCCACCUGUUUGUUUCCACUCUGCAUUUCCCGCAUGAACAGGAGAUAAAAUUGUAUCAGGAGCAGCUGCAGAAGUGGAUUCGGGGCAACGUGAGUGCAUGUGCAAGAUCUGUUUUCAUAUUUGAUGAAAUGGAUAAAUUACACCGUGGGCUCAUUGAUUCCAUCAAGCCAUUUCUAGACUACUAUGAGCAAGUUGAUGGAAUCUCUUAUCGGAAAGCCAUCUUUAUCUUCCUCAGCAAUGCGGGAGGUGAUCUUAUAACCAGAAUGGCCCUUGAUUUUUGGAGGGCAGGAAAAAAGAGAGAAGACAUUCAGCUCAAAGAUUUGGAGCCUGUGCUAUCUCUAGGAGUCUUCAAUAAUAAAAACAGUGGCUUGUGGCACACUAGUCUGAUAGACAAGAGCCUCAUUGAUUAUUUUGUUCCAUUUCUGCCCUUGGAAUACAGACAUGUGAAAAUGUGUGUGAGGGCAGAGAUGAAAUCAAGGGGUUUUGCUAUAGAUGAAGAAGUUGUUACAAGAGUGGCAGAUGAAAUGACAUUUUUCCCAAAAGAAGAGAAAAUCUAUUCUGAUAAGGGCUGCAAGACGGUUCAGACAAGGCUGGAUUUUCACUGAGCUUUUUACUGUGAGAGGCAACCAGAAGAUGCAGGUCUUGCUGUUCUGAAGCACUUUUUGAAGACCCUUUUUAGGAAUCUGCACAUUUGCACUUACUGACUUUUGGGAAAAUAACUUUCUAAGAAGAGUGGAUUUUAAAAACAUAUCACUAAAAAACUGCAGCCUAACUGAUAGUUUUCAGUUGAAGAUGGUACUUGAAAAAUUCCACUCAAGCUUGUCAUCCCUAACUGCCUUAAGUGGCCUUUACAACUAUUUGUGUUUGUAAUUAUUGCUGACUCAUAACGUCUGCUAUGCAUCAGAAUGACUGUCUUAACUGAAGGGAGUUCCUUGGGGCUGGCCCUAAUGUUUCCACGUAAUAUUAGGUGUUCAUCGGAAAAAUUAUAGAUUGGAUUAUUCUGUUUACUUUCUGCUCAUUACACGUAGAACACUUAUAACUUCUGGGAAUGGUCAUUUAAAAUCUAGAGCACUCCGCAACUACAAAGGAUACUAGGUGAGAGUAUAUGACCACAUGUGUUCUUGAACUUGAAGAAUUGUGCCAUUGAGGAAACUUAUCUUAUUCUACAAUCAGCCCAUGUUUCCAAAGUGGAGGAUAGAAUCUCUUUGACCUUUUAGUCUGUCUAUUCCUCCUCCUAUGGUGACGUGGAGCACUGAGGUCAUCUAAUAUAAACAACCCCUAUUGAUUGAUUCAGUGUCCAGAUCACAAUGCUCUCACACACUUUUUCUGGUCAGAAAACUGCAUUGUACCUCUAAACUUCAGCCUCAUGUCUCUGAAAUACAUCUCCAAACUCUGGUACCAAAUUCAAAUUGCUUUGGGUGAUUGGGUCACUAGUUCUAGUAGUCAAACACUUCUGCCUGUUACAGCUUAUAUAACAGUCAAUCUUGGAAUUUGGUCCCUGCAACUCUAGUAUGAAAUCCACAGGAUUUGUAAAUUAAUAAUGAAUGACUCAUACCUUGUAUGAACAUGCAAGUGACUCAUGUCACUGAAAGGUUAUUAUGUCAUAACUAGUAUUUUCAAAGAUAUAUUUUUGAUAGUUCUGAUAUAUGAAAGGUGUGAAAAACUAUUUGAUAUAAGGAAAAAUAUAGAAUGGAGUUAAAAUUUAUCCCUUUCUUCAUACGGACUCUUACACUCAAGUGUAGUUUGAAUUCCCAUUACAAACUUUAUAGUAAUGUGAGUGAAAAUUAAGAUCUGAUAUGGUGGCUAGUUAUAGUCUGCCUUGCCAUGGGAACCUGAAUAAUAUCAAUUCCCCUACAUGGACUGACUUAGUUGCCUCUUUGAGGGAAGUAAGAGUUUUUUUAUUCCAUGUGGGAACUAUAGUUGCAGUGCAACUAGUUAAUUGUGCAGCCUUUUUAUACAUAAAGUUAAGAGAAUGAAUAUUUUUGUAAUAUGUUAAACAUUAGAAAAAUUUUAAAGCACCAAAUGAGUCUUUUAAUAAAAUUCCCCCAGGAUGGCACUUUCUAUAUUUUUAAUAUACAUUCUCAAAUUGGAAUAAUUAGCUUUUUUUUUUAUCACCUUGUGGGUAGUUGGUCUUAUGGUGACCUGUUUAUUCUGUUGCAAUAAACAGAACACAUUAGUAACCUUAGGCCUUUGGACUGUUGUUUCUGAUUUAUAACUUAGAAAACCUGCAAGUAAUUCUCCUGUCCCCUAUCCCUCUAUUCUGUUCCCUUAAAAGAUGUGAAUGAGAAUUUUAAAGUAUAAAUAAAAAUAAAGAUGAAAUUUUA